AUGACGAGCCUCAGAAACGAAUUAACUGCUCAGGCAGUGAAGCACAACGACGUUUCGACUACUGUCCUGAAUAGCUGUAGACUUGACUUCGAAGAUGGAGAGGCCGAGAAACAAAAUCUGGAUCUGGAACAUGACUUUGAGAUGAAGCUCGCAGCUCUCAAGGAGUGCGUAGCUGAUGUGCGCAAUCAGUACGAAAAUAAAUCAUCCUUUCAGUAUAUCUCUCCUCCACCAUUGUUGGUAACUAGCGCUGCUACCCAGACUAUGUGGGGGGUAGGUGAAGAAAAUCACGUAGUUGCUGUAAACGACAAUAAUGAUGAUGAUGAGAAAGUACGAGAACGACUAGCUGUCGACGUACUGCGUUUAAAAAAUGAAAUAGACAAUUUUGACCGAAGAAAUGUUGAGAGUGAUGACAAAAACUUGGCCCAGAAGCAAAAUUCUGGUAGCGAAAUUUGGGAUCUAAAAGAGGAAUUGGUUAUUCUUGAAAAGCGAAUAGCUCAUGAAGAGGCUGACAAGAAGCGUCUGCAGAUGCAUAUCGAAAAAUUGCAAAGUAUCAUCCAGGUUAAGGAGGAUGAAUUAGCAUGUAUGGAACAAAUGAAAGAGGAAGAAGGUAUGAAAACUGAUGCUCAGGAGGCACUGAAGAUCAAAGCUCUUGUUCAGGAACUGAAGGACCAAAACCAGGAACUUCAAAAAUCAGUGAACGAUCUGGAAACGCGCCUGGCACUUGCGGAAGGUGAAAGAGAGGAAAUAGUAAGAGAUUCGGUUACUAUUCGGGAAACUAAUGAAAAAUUAAGACUUGAUUUUGAAAAGAAUCUGGAUUUGAUCAGACAAGAGAGAGACAGGCUCAAAAAAGAUCUUAUAGACCUUCAAAAUUCUAAUGAUAAAUUGUCUGCCGAGCUGGAAAGGUGCCAGAAAUUGGCAGAAGCGAACAAGGACAUGAUUGAAAAGGAACUUGCUGUUGCUCGGGAAUCAAAAGAGAAAUUAACCGUUGACUUUGAGGAACGUUUGAAAGUGGCAGACAAGCAGAAAGAGCAGCUUAGGGAAGAGUUAAUUUCUGCCCGAGAAUCCGGAAAAGCAUUAGCUGUGGAUCUUAAAAAGCGCUUGGAAUUUGCAGAACAAAAGAAUAUGGAGCUUCGCAAAGAAUUAGAAGCUGCAUGGGGAAGAUGUAAAAAAUCUAAGCAUGAGGCUGACGAAAAAGAUUUAGACAUAGCUUCGCUAAAAAAAGAUGUCGAACAUUUGUCGGGUGACAUACAGUCGUUGACGAUUCGUUUAAUUCACAUGAACGAAUUGGAAGGUCGCGUUGCGGAGCUCGAAUCUGUAAAUAAAAAUCUUUGCGAUAAAAACCGUGCCUUGGAGACGAAAUUAAUUAGAGUGAGGGAAGAACGCGCAGCAGUUGAAAAUGAGCAAAUUACAAGAUAUAUUGGCGAAGUGGAAGGCUUAAGUCGGGAAUUGACUGAAGCCCGGAACGCGCAUGAGUUAUCCAGCCUUGAAAUGAGCCGCCUUCGGGCUCAUUCGGUAAAUUUGUCAAAAGAAGUAAAUAAUCUGCGUGACUUCCUCACCACGGCCAAUGCGGAGAAAGAGCAACUGAAAAAAGAAGCUUGCGAGCGCCGCAGAGAACUGGAACGACUAUCAUGGUACUUUCUUUUGUACAUGUUCUUAGCUAUGGCAUGUGAAAGAAUGACUUUUCUUAUAUGGGCUCGUUUUUUUGAAACGGAUUUGCUGUCAUUUAGUAUAGAAUUUUUGAAAAUUGCCUAA
This is a messenger RNA of Gongylonema pulchrum, 1752 nucleotides long. The record is from the annotation of a GenBank genome assembly. Lineage: Eukaryota; Metazoa; Nematoda; Chromadorea; Rhabditida; Gongylonematidae.